UCUACUCACACAACCUCAUGCUACGUCUCCAUUUCUUCUCAAAUAUCUUCUUCCACCCAAACACUUCACCACAUUCCUCCUCCUCUGAAAACCAAGAAAGCUCAAACCUUCACGUUUCCUUUCCUCCUUCACCCACUCACUGACUCUGGUUUCGACUCUGGCACCCAUCUCUCUUCUCAGAAAUGUCAAUAAUCGGGAGGAGAGGAAUCCACCACUUGCAGAAACUAAACACUCCGAACAUCCCAACAGUUGAGUGUCAGAACCGGGUCAUAGAUGCCUCCCUCACUCUUAUUCGUGAGAGUGCCAAACUCAAGGGAAAGCUGGUGCGCGCUUUAGGUGGAGCCGUAGCGUCUUCUUCGCUUCUGGGGGUUCCUUUGGGACAUAACUCGUCGUUUCUGCAAGGCCCGGCUUUUGCUCCUCCGUUGAUUCGGGAGGCUAUUUGGUGCGGUAGCACAAACUCUACAACUGAAGAAGGGAAGGAACUGAAGGAUCCGCGGGUGCUAACUGAUGUGGGCAAUUUGCCUGUGCAAGAGAUUCGAGAUUGUGGAGUGGAUGAUGAUAGAUUGAUGAAUGUGAUAAGUGAGUCUGUCAAGCUAGUGAUGGAAGAGGCUCCACUGCGGCCAUUAGUAUUAGGUGGUGAUCACUCAAUUUCGUAUCCUGUUGUAAGAGCUGUCUCUGAGAAGCUUGGGGGACCUGUGGACAUACUUCAUCUUGAUGCCCAUCCUGAUAUUUAUCAUGCCUUUGAGGGUAAUAAAUACUCACAUGCAUCUUCUUUUGCUCGAAUUAUGGAGGGUGGUUAUGCUCGGCGACUUUUGCAGGUUGGUAUUCGCUCAAUUAACUAUGAAGGGCGUGAACAAGGAAAAAGAUUUGGUGUUGAGCAAUAUGAAAUGCGAACCUUUUCAAGAGAUCGUGACUUUUUGGAAAACCUGAAACUAGGGGAAGGUGUGAAGGGUGUCUAUAUCUCGAUAGAUGUAGAUUGCCUUGAUCCUGCCUUUGCUCCAGGAGUAUCACACAUCGAGCCAGGGGGUCUCUCCUUCCGUGAUGUUCUCAACAUACUGCACAAUCUCCAAGGUGAUGUGGUUGCUGCAGAUGUCGUUGAAUUCAAUCCACAGCGCGAUACUGCUGGUGGGAUGACUGCAAUGGUAGCUGCUAAACUGGUGAGAGAAUUGGCUGCAAAGAUGUCAAAAUCAUAUAAUCCUUGGGAAUAUCCGGAGACACCAAGCUUCGAUCUAGCAUGAACUCAUUCCAAGCAUAAUAUUUCAGGCUGAUUUUUUCUUCUUUUAGAUUUGUUCAUGAGGGGGAAGUUUCCCUCUCUUCUCUUUCGCUGUUAUUUUUGUUUCUCUCUUGGACGAUGUAUUUUUCUUCUUUAUUAUUAAUAAAUUGAGUUGGGGGACGGGCGGUGGGUUCCCAGAGUGGGGCAGACCCUUCACCUUCGGGUUUGAGGGUGGGACAAGUGUCCUGCAUUGUCUGUCUCUGAGGAACUAAUAUCGCCUAAUCCCUUUCUCCUUAAAAAUAAA
Molecule: messenger RNA, 1517 nt
Organism: Rosa chinensis
Lineage: Eukaryota; Viridiplantae; Streptophyta; Magnoliopsida; Rosales; Rosaceae
Product: arginase 1, mitochondrial
Exons: 6
Coding region: 183-1238 (351 amino acids)
Molecular function (GO): agmatinase activity; metal ion binding
Source: RefSeq, a predicted model, not a curated record